This is a messenger RNA of Bipolaris zeicola 26-R-13, 288 nucleotides long. RefSeq lists its product as uncharacterized. The record is from RefSeq and is a predicted model, not a curated record. The transcript is spliced from 2 exons. Lineage: Eukaryota; Fungi; Ascomycota; Dothideomycetes; Pleosporales; Pleosporaceae. Bases 1 to 288 code for a protein of 95 amino acids.
AUGUUUCGUCCUUCUCCGCCGCCGCCCAAAGGGGCUAGCGCCAGGAUGCGACUCAAGGCUGGCCGACUAAUGCUUGCUUCUCUCGAUACGGCGACCCUUUCCAAGGCCAUCUCCCAUCCCCAAUCCAUGGUUCAUCGCACGCUCCCACCGCCAACAUCAUCAUACCGCAGAGGAAAAAGCAGCAGCAACGACAAUUCCUCGAGCCCUGCAGUCGACACCUCACACAGGGCUCCAGUCCCAACCGUCCAGCAUGAAAAAGCACAUUCCUCAACAGCAGUUUGGCUAUGA